Messenger RNA from Xyrauchen texanus (razorback sucker), 9930 nucleotides. RefSeq names its product myosin-10-like. Gene Ontology annotation, molecular function: cytoskeletal motor activity; actin filament binding; ATP binding. The record is from RefSeq and is a predicted model, not a curated record. Gene Ontology annotation, cellular component: myosin complex. The transcript has 44 exons. Lineage: Eukaryota; Metazoa; Chordata; Actinopteri; Cypriniformes; Catostomidae. Bases 156 to 6320 code for a protein of 2054 amino acids.
GUUUGCGGCUUCACGAGAGCGCUGUAAUGUGAAAAGCCGCAUUUGCACUAUUUAUACUCACACACUGAAAAGAAAAACAAGAGGGCACCCUUCCUUUAAUUUCACUGCUCUAGUCAUAUCCAGAGUGUGGAUUAACACAUUUAAGUGCUACAACCAUGUCCAAGCCAGCAGGGGGCGGUGUUAAUGAUGUCACCCACUUCCUCUCUACGGGGGCGGGGCCUGGGUCACCAAUCUCUGCGUUCUCUGCCUCCAGUCAAGCUGAUUGGGCAGUUAAGAGGCUUGUCUGGGUGCCUUCAGAGAAACAUGGGUUUGAGUCUGCAAGCGUGCGUGAGGAGCGGGGUGACGAGGUGGAUGUGGAGCUAACGGACAGUGGGCGUAAACUGACACUUUCGAGGGAGGAGCUCCAGCGGAUGAACCCGCCCCGUUUCAGUAAAGUUGAAGACAUGGCCGAUCUCACAUGCCUCAACGAGGCCUCUGUUUUACACAACCUACGAGAAAGAUACUAUUCAGGACUGAUAUAUACGUACUCUGGGCUGUUUUGUGUGGUGAUAAACCCCUAUAAGAACCUGCCCAUGUAUACAGACUCCAUCAUAGAGAUGUAUCGUGGGAAAAAACGUCAUGAGAUGCCACCACAUAUCUAUGCCAUAUCGGAGGCCGCCUACAGGAGCAUGCUGCAAGACAGAGAAGAUCAGUCCAUCUUGUGCACAGGGGAGUCUGGUGCAGGAAAGACAGAGAACACUAAGAAAGUGAUUCAGUAUCUGGCACAUGUGGCAUCUUCACACAAGUCCGGCUCUCUGGGUCGGCCCAAAGACAUACAGAUGGAAGGUACACGCUCUCUGGGUCGUGGCAGUGGUGCUGUGAACAGGGGGGAGCUGGAGAGACAGUUACUGCAGGCUAACCCCAUUCUAGAGGCCUUUGGCAAUGCAAAGACAGUCAAAAACGACAACUCUUCCAGAUUUGGCAAAUUCAUCAGGAUCAAUUUUGAUGUUGCUGGAUAUAUUGUUGGUGCAAACAUUGAGACCUAUCUGCUCGAAAAGUCUCGAGCCAUUCGCCAGGCAAAAGAUGAGAGGACCUUCCAUAUCUUCUACCAGCUCCUUUCUGGUGCUACGGAGACCAUGAGAAAGGAGCUUCUGCUUAGCAGUGCGGAUCAGUACCGUUUCCUUUGUGGGGGAUCACUUCCUGUCCCGGGUCAGAGUGACUCAGAAAACUUCACUCAGACAAUGGACUCUGUGACCAUCAUGGGCUUCACCCAGGAUGAAUCCACCUCUAUGUUAAAAGUGAUUUCUGCAGUGCUGCAGUUUGGGAACAUCACGUUUCACAAAGAGAAGAACACAGAUCAGGCCUCUAUGCCCGACGACACGGCUGCACAGAAACUCUGCCACCUGCUGGGCAUCAGUGUGCUGGAGUUCAGCCGAGCCAUUCUUACUCCCCGUAUUAAAGUGGGCCGCGAGUAUGUCCAGAAGGCCCAGACCAAGCAGCAGGCGGAUUUUGCAGUGGAGGCUUUGGCAAAGGCCACUUAUGAGCGUUUAUUCCGCUGGUUGGUGCACCGGAUCAACAGAGCCCUGGACCGCAGACAGCGACAGGGGGCCUCAUUUAUUGGGAUCCUGGACAUCGCAGGAUUUGAGAUCUUCCAGCUGAACUCAUUUGAGCAGUUGUGUAUUAAUUACACUAAUGAGAAGCUGCAGCAAUUGUUCAAUCACACCAUGUUUGUUCUGGAGCAAGAGGAGUACCAGCGUGAGGGCAUCGAGUGGAACUUUAUCGACUUCGGUCUGGAUCUUCAGCCCUGUAUCGACCUCAUUGAGAGACCGGCCCAUCCUCCUGGCGUGUUGGCAUUAUUGGACGAGGAGUGUUGGUUUCCGAGGGCAACAGAUCGCUCAUUUGUGGACAAGCUGUCAGCUGAGCAGGGGUCACACCCGAAGUUUAUGCGGCCACGCCAGCUUAAAGCAGAGGCUGACUUCUCCAUCAUGCACUAUGCUGGCAAGGUUGAUUAUAAGGCAGAUGAGUGGCUGGUGAAGAAUAUGGAUCCAUUAAAUGAUAAUAUUGCAUCUCUUCUGCAUCAGUCAUCUGAUCCCUUCAUCUCUGAGCUCUGGAGAGAGGAUAUUCAAACGCUUCCUCGUGUGUACUUCUUUGAUUCCUAUGCCACGCUGCAAACCAAUGGCACUGACAGCAUGGAGAGGAUUGUGGGUCUGGAUCAGGUGUCGUCUGGUGAGGGUAGUGGCACAGUGAGUUUUGGGGCAGCUGGAUUGAAGACAAAGAAGGGCAUGUUCCGCACGGUGGGGCAACUCUACAAAGAGUCCCUCACUAAACUAAUGGCCACCCUCCGCAACACCAACCCCAACUUCCUGCGCUGCAUCAUCCCCAACCAUGAGAAACGAGCUGGGAAGUUGAGUCCUCAUUUAGUUCUGGAUCAACUGAGGUGUAAUGGAGUUCUAGAGGGGAUCAGGAUCUGCAGACAGGGCUUCCCGAACCGCAUCCAAUUCCAGGAGUUCAGACAGAGGUAUGAGAUAUUGACUCCAAAUGCUAUUCCUCGAACCUUUAUGGAUGGGAAACAGGCAUGUGAGCUCAUGAUCAGUGCUUUAGAGCUGGACAAGAAUCUUUUCCGGGUGGGACAGAGUAAAGUGUUCUUUCGGGCUGGAGUUCUGGCUCACUUGGAAGAAGAACGAGACCUGAAGAUUACUGACACCAUCAUCCGAUUCCAGAGUGCCGCACGUGGAUACCUCGCCAGGAGGGCCUUCCAUAAGAAACAGCAGCAGCUCAGUGCUCUACGUGUGAUGCAGAGGAACUGUGCAGCGUACCUGAAGCUCAGAAACUGGCAGUGGUGGAGACUCUUCACCAAGGUGAAGCCAUUGCUACAGGUGACCCGUCAGGAUGAGGAGAUUCAAGCUCGUGAAGCUCAGCUACAGAAAGCCAAAGACCAGCUGAGCAAAAUGGAGCUUGACUUGACUGAACUGGACAAAAAAUCCCAACAGCUGAUGGAGGAGAAGGCGGUGCUGACCGACCAACUGCAGGCGGAAGCGGAGUUAUUCGCAGAAGCAGAGGAAAUGAGAGUGCGGCUGGCCAAUCGUAAACAGGAGCUUGAAGAUGUGUUGGGAGAGCUUGAGAGCCGAUUGGAGGAGGAAGAAGAGAGGGCUGUCCAGCUGACUAAUGAGAAGAAGAAGAUGCAGCAACAUAUGCAGGAUCUGGAAGAGCAGCUCGAGGAGGAGGAGGGGACACGCCAGCGCCUCCAGCUGGAGAAAGUCACUCUGGAAAGUAAAGUGAAGAGUCUGGAGGCUGAGAACUUGACUCUGGGAGAGCAGAGAGACAGAUUAAGCAAGGAGAAGAAGCAACUGGAUGAGAGACUGAAUGAAGUGACAGAUCAACUCACAGAGGAAGAGGAGAAAGUGAAGAGUCUCAACAAGCUGAAAAACAAACAGGAAGCUGUUAUUGCUGAUUUAGAAGAGCGUCUGAAGAGGGAAGAGCAGGGUCGUCUGGAGCAGGAGAAGUGGAAGAGACGGAUGGAGGGAGAAGCAGUGGAUGCACAAGAGCAGCUGUCUGACCUCAGCUUACUUGUCACAGAGCUGAGAGGAAGCCUGAGCCAGAGAGAGAAAGAGAUCACCACACUACAGACACGCCUGGAGGAAGAGGGUGCCCGGCGUACAGAAGCUCAGAGGGCUCUGAGAGAGGCCAUGUCUCAGGUGUCUGAGCUCAAGGAGGAGGUGGAGAAUGAACGAGGGAUGAGGGAAAGAGCUGAGAAGCAGAAGAGAGACCUGGGAGAAGAGUUAGAAGCCCUGAGGACUGAACUAGAAGAUACACUGGACACCACAGCUGCUCAGCAAGAACUCAGGUCUCGCCGUGAGGCUGAAUUAGGAGAGCUUCAGAGGUGUUUAGAGGAGGAGACACGUCGUCAUGAAGCCCAGCUCUCAGAAUUGCGCAUCAAACACACCACUGCUAUUGACUCCCUACAAGAGCAGCUGGACAACACCAAGAGAUCCCGCCAGUCUCUAGAGAAGGCGAAGGCUAUGCUGGAGGAGGAGCGCUUGAACCUGAGCGCUGAGCUGAAGACUCUGCAGGGAGGGAAGAUGGAGAGCGAGAGGGGCAGGAAGAGAGCAGAGGGACAAUUACAGGAACUCAACGCACGCCUCUCACAGGCCGAGAGAGAAAGAGAAGAGAGAGAGGAACGACUCAGUAAACUACAGUCAGAGCUUGAGUCGUUAUCCAGUUCUCUCUCCUCAUCUGACUCAAAAUCUCUUCGCUUGAAGAAGGAGGUCAGCAGUCUGGAGAGUCAACUACAUGAUGUACAGGAGCUCCUGCAGGAAGAGACGCGGCAGAAGUUGGCGUUGGGCUCACGUGUUCGCUCUCUAGAAGAGGAGAAAGCUGGACUGAUGGAGCGAUUAGAUGAGGAGGAAGAAAAGACCAGAGAACUCACACGGCAAAUUCAGAACCAUACACAACAGCUGGCUGAUUUAAAAAGGCAGACAGAGGAAGUGAACACCGCUGUGGAGGCCGGGGAAGAGGCCAGGAGGAAGAUGCAGAGAGAGCUGGAGAAUGCUAUACAGAGAGAGAGAGCCAAAGAGGAAGAGAAAGAACGCCUAGACAGACAGAAAGAGCGACUGAGAGAAGAGAUAGAGGACAUGACCAUCGCUCUGCAGAGAGAGAGACAGAACUGCACUACUCUGGAGAAGAGACAGAAGAAAUUUGAUCAGAGUUUAGCAGAGGAAAAGGCAGUGAGUGCUCGGCUGUUGGAGGAACGGGACCGUGCAGAAGCAGAGAGUCGAGAGAAAGAAACACGCUUCUUGUCUCUCUCUAUAGCACUGCAGGAAGCCACAGAGCAGAGAGAUGAGCUGGAGAGAACCAAUAAGCAACUCCGCCUCGAGAUGGAACAGCUUGUCAAUGCCCAAGAUGACGUGGGCAAAAAUGUUCUUGAGCUGGAGCGUUCUCGACGGGCUUUGGAAACAGAAGCCCAGUCUCUGAAAGAACAGACCCAGGAGCUGGAGGAUGAGCUGACAGAGGCAGAGAAUGCUCGUCUGAGACUGGAGGUUAUGCUUCAAGCCCUCAGAGCUCAGUUUGAGAGAGAGAUCAGCACCAAGGAGGAGAAAGGAGAAGAAAAGAGAAGAGCUCUCAACAAACAGGUACGAGAGCUGGAAGUAAUGCUUGAAGAGGAGAAGACUCAGAGAGCUCAGACUCUUACGUUCAAGAAACAACUAGAGACAGAGCUACAGGAGGCAGAGUCUCAGGUGGAAGCAGCCAAUCGGGGCAGAGAGGAGGCAAUGAGGCAGAUGAAACGUCUCCAGGUUCAAUUGAAGGAGCUUCUUCGUGAGCUGGAUGAGACCAAACUGGCUCGAGAAGAGAUUGUCGCCCAAUCAAAGGACACCGAAAAACGGCUGCAGACGCUGGAGGCAGAACUUGUACAGCUAACAGAGGAACUGGCUGUUUCUGACAGGCAACGAAGGCAAGCUCAGCAGGAGCGAGACGAAAUGGCGGAUGAAAUCGUCAACAGCUCAAGUGGAAAAUCUGCCCUGUUUGAGGAGAAACGGCGUCUGGAGGCCAGAAUCACUCAGCUAGAGGAAGAAUUAGAGGAGGAACAGAUUAAUGCUGAACUACUUGUUGAGAGACAUAGGAAGAGCACCUUACAGGUUGAGACACUCACUGUCCAGUUGUCAGGAGAGAAGACACUGGCACAGAAGAGUGAGAGCGCACGUGAGAUCCUUGAGAGGCAGAAUAAAGAGCUGAAAUCUCGUCUCAGCGAGCUGGAGGGAGCUGUGAAGGGCAAACAUCGGCUCAGCGUUGCUGCUCUGGAGGCCAAGAUAGAAUCUAUGGAGGAACAACUGGAGCAAGAAAGACAAGAGCGCACCGUAGCCAGUAAACUGGUGAGAAAAACAGAGAAGAAACUGAAAGAGGUUUUGAUGCAGGUGGAAGAUGAAAGGAGACACGCAGAUCAGUACCGAGAGCAGUUGGAUAAGUCUAUGGGUCGCCUCCGUCAACUGAAGAGGCAGUUAGAGGAGGUGGAAGAGGAGAACUCUCGCUCCAAUGCUCAGCGCAGGAAACUACAGCGAGAACUGGAGGAAAUGAGUGACAGUAUGCAAAGCAUGAACCGCGAGCUCAACACUCUGCGCUCACAACUCAGCGCCACAGAACGGCAGAAGUCAGAACAGCGAGCUCCACUGCCUAUUUCCAUGCGUGCUGGCCGUAGGGCUCUGGUGGAUGAUCUCUCUCAGGAGAACUCUGAUUCGGAGGAUCCAGGUGCUUCUCCCACCCCAUCCAGUGGCCCGCCGGGGACCCCCACAACCUCAGAAAAUGCCCUGGGCCCCCCGCCCCCCUACAGUCUUACAGACGCUGAAUAAGAAUGGGAGAGUGUGAAAGAUGGACAGAUUUAAUCACAUAGCUUUGCAAUCGCACACUCAAGCUGCAGAACAUCCGUGCAGUCACAGACAACAACAGAACUAGAACACAGAAAACUAGUUAAUGAAACUAGUGAUUGAUUUAUCAAUGUAUUAUGAACAGAAGAAUUAGCAUGCAAGAUGGAGAAAAUCAGAUUCAGUACUCUUACUUUUUAAACCAACUAAUCAGUGAGCAGACACUGUGGUUUUUGUUUUAAGUGGGGGAGAAUAAAACACUACUGUACUGUAUAUUGGCUGAGCCUCAUAUCAGUGCAGUAUAUAUAUAUAUAUAUAUAUAUCGGGCUUGUUGUGGCACAAUUGCGAUGGCCACAUUAAGCUCUCGAUCAAUUAAUCAUGAGCCAUUUGUUUAAGGGAAAUUUGCAUGUUGAUGGCAAUCAAAUGGAAAAGGCCAUCAGGUAUUGCACAGAUGAUCCGUAUUAAAAGUUUCAUGAUCAGGCUAAAAUUCAUAAGCUUUGCUAGCACAAGCCAUUGAACCUUCAAAGCACUGAGAACCUUUCUCUCUCUCACUCCUAAAGUCAUGUUUCAAGAAACUGAGAAUUGAACAGGUACAAGGUACUCUUUGGUAUUUAAAAAAAUCUUUGUUUAAAAUGUUUAGCAGUGAUAGCAGAUUCAGAUUAAUAGAACAUUACUUUUCAUCAAACAGGAAUUGGCAAAGCUGAUGCUAAUGUACAUGCACCAAGCUAUGAUUGUAUAAAACAUAAGUGAGAAAGAGGGAAAUGCGGUAACACUUUACAAUAAGGUUCUAUUCAUUAACAUUAGUUAAUGCAUAAGUGAUCAUGAACUAACAAUAAACAUUAUAUUUUUUAGUUACAAUACAAUUGUUCGUUGUUACUUCAUGUUAGUUAGUGAUUUAACUAAUGUUAACAAAUACAACUUUUGAUUUAAAAAUGGAGGCCUAUGUUGAAAUGAACAUUAACUAACAUUAACUAUGCUGAAAAAGUAACUAAUGUUGUUAACAAAUGGAACCUCUUUGUAAAAGUGUUAUCAGAAACGCUUUCUAUUAGAUGAGUAUGUAACAAAUUUGAGCCAAACAUGCUAGCUUUUAUAUCUUAGCCAUAAACUGUUAUGAAAGGUCAUAAGAAAAGAAUUGACAAUUAGAAACUAAAGUAUAAAUAAAAUGAAAAACAUACAGUGGUACACAAACAAAUCCUGGAUUUUAAGCAGAAAUCAAUGAAAAGCUGCCAGUGCUGACAGAUUUCACUUCCAUGUAGAUUUAGCAGUAAUAAUUCUUAGAUAUUUCUAAUUUACCUGCUAUAUAAUCUCAUCAAAGAAUUAGUAGUAUUCCACUCAAUUCUUAUUAAGUUUAGGGUGUCCUUACCUUAUUAGAUACUGUGCUUCGAUAGUUACCUAGAUAGCUAGGCUUUUGUUGGUAUAGUGAAAUAUAAGUAGUUAGGAUUUCUUAAUUUAUGUUUUAACACAUCGGCUCCAGUUUCAAACUACUGACUUGUUGUAACUGUAAUCAAAUAAGAAAAUUCCAGUAUGCAGUCUAUUUAUUUUGUUUUGUAUUCUUUUUGUGUCUGCACAUAGACAUGUCAUGUUUGUUGUAUAGUUUGCAAUUUCUGUGAAAACAGGACUAAGUUAAAGGCAAUAAAAGGUUAAGGAUGGGUUUAUAUCUUAACAAGGUAUAGUUUUAGUCAAGAACACUGGACAGAAAACUAACGAGAAGCGGCAUCUGCUGAAAAUCACACAUCUGUAAAUGCUUUAGAGACCGUUUUGAGACAAUGGACACAAAAGUAUUGAGUGAGAAAUCUGUAUUGAGAUUUCAAGGAGUUUCUUUGUCGUGGUGUGAACGACAUGGAUGUGCAGUAUGAUUCUUAUUACGUGUUUUUCACUAGGGUUGGAGGCUGCUAGUUAUUUUACUCCUUAAUUAUCUAAACAAUAUCAAUGUAACAUUGUUUUUAUAAAAAUUAUAUUGUUUUCUAUUUUCUUUUUUUGGAAUGUGGUAAAUACUGUAUUUACGGAACAAAGCUUUCAACACAAUCUAGGGAAAAGAGAUGACUAAAGGCACAUUAUGUUAGUUGUAUGCGUACAGUGCCUGUAGUUUAGGCUUAGAAAGGAGGACAUACAGUACCUGCAAAAUCUUCCAAUGGAUUCCAUUGAAAACCAUUGAAUGAAUUAAAGAACUAGAAGUGUUUCUGAUAAAUAUACUGCAUAUUUACAUCUCCCUAAACACAAACAAUACAACUUUAGACUUCCUUAUCAUCGAUCCUUUUUUCAUACAGAAAGUAAUUUUAUGCAUUUUAAAUGGCAAUUGGGCAAUUAUUAUUAUUUUAGAAAUGAUUAGGAGUUGUUGAAUGGUUAACACAAUGCUUGAUAUUUCAGCCAUUGUUACAGGAGAGUAAUUGUCUGGCUUACAAUAUUCAGCAUACUGCAGUGUUUUCUUUUAAUGAACAAAUCAAGUGAAAAUUUUGUCUUGAUCGUUUGAUCAUUUUGAUACAUUGCUUCUGGCAUACAAGCUAGUUUUUAACAUGAUACAUUUUCUUAAACUUUUAACAGCGUUAAAGUGUGAAUAAUAAUUGUGUACCAGCAUUCAAAUUUCUGCCCUUACCUUCAAAAUGUUUUAGUAAAUAAUGGAUUUGUUGACAUCUUGUUAAGCCACAAAAUGUGCUUAUUCACUAAUAAGGUUUACUGAUUUACUGAUGUGUUGAAAGGUUUAUUAUUACACUGUUAUUACCGCAGUUAUUACUUACUUUCUGGUCCAGACACAGUUUUUGUCCUCUACAUAAAUCAGUAAGCUGGGCUUCAUAUGAUCAGAUUCCACUGUACCUAUGUAGAUUGCACUUUACUUUUACUUUACUUGAAUUGUUUGACUUGCACAAAUAAUCUUUGGUUUUAAAUUUGGUGUGUUUUUGUUCGCCAUUCUCUAAAAUCAAGACAAUGUUAUGCAAUUGUAAAAUGUUGACUAAAAGGGAGGAAACCAUGCUGUUAAAGACAAACUAAUCUGAAUUAAUUGCAUAAAGAAGCCAAAAGAUCUCUCCUGAGCCUUGUACAAAAGAUCUUUGGUUCUACAUCUUUGUCCACGUUAGAACAUUUUUCCUAAAUUAUAACAGCCUAUCAUUUUUCUGAUAUAUCUGAUUGUUUGUCUUUAAAGCGACUCAACAUUGCUGCUAUUUUUUAUUUUUUUUAUUUUGUCACUGACAAAUGUUCACAGAAAUUUCAUUAUAAUUUAUUUGUAGAUUUAAUAUAUGCAUUUGCAGAGCUGUUCAAAUCUCCAAAGCUCAGAUUUGAAAAAAUAAUCCAUUUGAAAAACAUAUAAAUUCAUAGACCACUCAUAUUUCUCUGAAUACUAAAUUCCAGUUUAAUUAAUGAGCCUUGUUAUACUCAGCCUGUGAUUUUUUUUUUAAUGCAGCUUUUAACAAGUGUUAGAGAAGUGGAUUAUAGCAUGUAUGAAAAGGAAUCAAAAACCCAGUGGAGAUGCUUGUAUGUAAUUAAGGUUUGUUUCUGAAGAGGACUGUGUGCUUUUUUGCAUCUGUGGAACUUGAAUUUUUAACCAUGUUGUUUAUUUGAUCUUAUGGUUUACUUAAUGAUAAAAUGACACUGGGGUGAAUUUUAA